Micropterus dolomieu (smallmouth bass) is the source of this 1769-nucleotide messenger RNA. RefSeq names its product butyrophilin subfamily 1 member A1-like. The transcript has 5 exons. Bases 1 to 1380 code for a protein of 459 amino acids. The record is from RefSeq and is a predicted model, not a curated record. NCBI's taxonomy places the organism in Eukaryota, Metazoa, Chordata, Actinopteri, Centrarchiformes, Centrarchidae.
AUGGGGCUCUCUGUAGCUGUAUGGGCUCGCUGUCAGUCUCAGGUGACUGGUCCAUCUCAGCCAAUAGUGGCGAUGGUUGGUGAUGAUAUCAUUUUGCCAUGUUACCUGGAACCUGCUGUGGAUGCUGCAGACAUCACUGUGGAGUGGGCAAGACCUGACCUAGAACCCAGAUUUGUCCAUUUGAGGCGAGAUGGUGUGGAGCUUCUGCUUGAGGAGCAUCCAUUGUACAUGGGGAGAACAUCACUGUCCGUCAACAAACUCAAGUGUGGAGACAUUUCACUGAAACUCUCCAAAGUGAAGCUCUCUGACGCGGGAACAUACAGGUGCCUCGUCCCCACGCCCGGUACGGAAUCUGUAAUCGAUCUUGCUGUAGGCGCUGUCUCGUCACCUGAAAUACACAUUUCUACAGUCAGCAAAGGAGUGAUGUUAGACUGUAAAUCUAAAGGCUGGUAUCCAGAGCCUGAGGUGUUUUGGCUGGACGGUGAGGGAAACUUCCUCUCUGCUGGACCUACAGAGACAGUCAGAGGUCCUGAUGACCUCUAUACUGUCAGCAGCAGAGUGACUGUGGAGAAGAGACACAGCAACAGCUUCACCUGUAGAGUCCAACAGAAGGACAUCAACCAGACCAGACAAGUGGAGAUUCAUAUUCCGGAUGAUUUUUUUGUUGUCCCACCUACUUCUGCUGUUCGUCUCAGCAUCACAGUGGCUGUUUGGUUCACAUGUGUUCUUAUUCUUGUUCUGGCUGCGUGGAAAUGUAGAGAUCAUCACAAAAUCAAAAAUGAUGAAGAUCAAGCAGAACGGGGAGACACAUCAAAGAAGAUCAAAACAUUUAGCAACGAUGCAGAACUUCAGUUACUGCUUGAAGGAGAAAGAGUGCAGCACAUGACAGGCAGGGACCAAAUUGUGUAUUUAGAUAAGAUGGUGAACAAACUUAAUGAAGAUUUACAAAGGAAUGAAAAAGAGUCUGAGUUAGUGAUAAAGGCAGUUGGUGCACUGAAAGAAUAUAAGACACAACUGGAUAACCACAGAUUUCAACUUGAACGACUCCCAGAAUGGAUUGAGAAGCUGAUUAACGUAUUCAAGAGACUUCUGUCCGAUGCAUUUAGGGAUGAGAAGAAAAAUACCUAUCAAGAGAUCCUAACAGAUCUACUGAAGAGAAAAGAAGAAACUGGAAAACUGUUAGAGGACACAAAAAAACUACUUCAGAUAACAGAGGAGGAGGUGCUUCAGAAAACAGAACGAAAAAUAAAACUUGAGAAUUUAAAGGAGCCAAUUAAUAAACACCUGAAGGUGAUAAAAUCUCAGAGGGAUGAGAUUCUGGUGAAACUUCAGACAGGGCAAUCAGAGGAAGAGGGGGCUAAACUUGACAUUGUCCCUUAAUGCAUUCUCACUCCUUCUUGUCUCCUGUCAACUCAUCACCAUCAUCAUCUAACAAAGGCAUACCGCUGUGUCUAUAUUUGAUUACUUACUAUUUUAACAUUCCUUCCACCACUGGGUAAGGCUAAUUGUUCUCAGUUUUACCAAUUUUCAAUAAUUGCUCAUUUUAAAUUAUUUUAAAUGAAUCUUUCAAAAUGUUUGUUCUGUUCAUAUUAACUGUUCCGUUUUACUGCAGUUUACAGUACUCAGUGUCCUCUGGUGGCAGUGAGUGACAGUUCAGAACUGAAAUGGGGAGAGAAGGAAAUAAGUGUUACAGAAAGUUUGUGUCAAAACCAAAUUAAUGAGAAGUUGAAAAAUUUAAAAACAGAGGCAUGAUAAAAUAAUCACAUAAA